GAACAGCUGUGUUUGUUGUUAUCAGCAAUUGUAUUAAAAGUAAUUGCGUGUAGCAUAUAUAUAUUGGACAGAAUGGUUGGUUGAUACAUAAGCGGUACAAUUGCAGGCAUUUUCACCCACAACGAAAUCACACGUGCCUACAACUUAACGGCCUCGUGGCAGUGUCACAGUAUUUUCAGUUAAGCAUAAUCUAAUUAGUGUGCAACAAAAUGUCCACGACAGCGAUUGGCAUAAAUGCAGCUAUAGCUGUCGGCGCGUACUUUAUGACUGUGCGCAUGAUACCUCGCCUGCGAGAUAUGUUCAUCAAGGCUAAUCUUGCGGGCAGAGAUUUAUGCAAAAAGGAUAAGCCGCAGAUUCCGGAGUCCUAUGGCGUGCUUAUUGGCUGCGUUUUUCUUAUAUCUAUGUUUCUGUUUAUACCCAUACCGUUUGCAUUUGACGAAGCCGCUGCUACGGAUGCCUUAACUGGCGGCAAACCAGCAACAUUUCCACACGAUAAGUUUGUGGAAUUGAUUGCUGCAUUGCUUUCUAUAUGCUGCAUGAUAUUUCUGGGCUUUGCCGAUGAUGUCUUGGAUCUGCGCUGGCGCCACAAGCUGCUGCUCCCAACCAUAGCAACGUUACCGUUGUUAAUGGUGUAUUAUGUAAACUAUAACUCCACUACAGUUAUGAUGCCCAACUUUGCACGUGGAGUGUUUGGCACAUCAGUGAACAUAGGUGUACUAUAUUAUAUAUUCAUGGGCAAGUUGGCUGUGUUUUGCACCAAUGCUAUAAACAUACUCGCUGGCAUUAAUGGCUUGGAGGUGGGCCAGUCACUCAUUAUAGCUGCCUCUGUGACUGUGUUUAACUUCAUCGAACUGGCUCUGGGUCAUCAGGUGGAAUCCCAUCAGUUCUCACUGCAUUUUAUGCUGCCAUUUUUGGCUACGUCGUUAGCGCUAUGGAAAUUCAACAGAUAUCCUUCGCAAGUGUUUGUGGGCGAUACCUAUUGCUAUUUUGCCGGCAUGACAUUUGCAGUGGUGGGCAUUCUUGGACACUUUAGCAAAACGCUGCUGCUCUUCUUUCUGCCACAGAUUUUGAACUUUUUAUACUCCACGCCGCAGCUUUUCCACUUUGUGCCUUGUCCACGACAUCGUUUGCCUAAAUAUGAUGCCAAAACAGAUUUGCUGCAUAUAAGCACUACGGAGUUUCGCCUGAAUGAACUGGGCAAGCUGGGUCGUCUAAUGGUAACGCUGCUGCGCUCCAUGCGACUUAUUAGCUGGCAAGAACUGGAGGAUGGACGUGUGAUAACCAAUAAUUUUACGCUAAUUAACUUUGUGCUGUUUAUAUUUGGACCUGUGCACGAGCGUGUGAUUACACAAAUGCUGAUGGGAUUUCAGAUAAUAUGCACGCUCCUGGCGCUGUUUAUACGUUAUCCUUUGGCCAACUAUUUCUAUGCAACGGAAACGUAAUCGAUGACAUGCAAUUGCGAUAAAC
Messenger RNA from Drosophila busckii, 1467 nucleotides. It is a transcript of the gene Alg7, whose product is annotated as UDP-N-acetylglucosamine--dolichyl-phosphate N-acetylglucosaminephosphotransferase. The transcript is spliced from 5 exons. Gene Ontology annotation, cellular component: membrane. The record is from RefSeq and is a predicted model, not a curated record. Gene Ontology annotation, biological process: protein N-linked glycosylation; dolichol-linked oligosaccharide biosynthetic process. Bases 210 to 1442 code for a protein of 410 amino acids. Gene Ontology annotation, molecular function: UDP-N-acetylglucosamine-dolichyl-phosphate N-acetylglucosaminephosphotransferase activity. Lineage: Eukaryota; Metazoa; Arthropoda; Insecta; Diptera; Drosophilidae.